Molecule: messenger RNA, 1715 nt
Organism: Drosophila bipectinata
Lineage: Eukaryota; Metazoa; Arthropoda; Insecta; Diptera; Drosophilidae
Product: sorting nexin-29
Molecular function (GO): phosphatidylinositol binding
Source: RefSeq, a predicted model, not a curated record
ACUCAAUCUGAGUAUUGUUGUCAAAAUGAAAAUAUUGCAAUAGUUAAUAUUUAAUAGUUAAUUAGAACUUGAAAAAUAUGUCAAUACCUGGGGACGGAGUAAUGGCAACAGAUUCUGUAAGGAGAAUACGCACCCAACUGGGUGGCAGCACUUUUGGUCAGCGUCGCGAGGACAUUUUCCGUCGCUUUCAGGAAAGUGCGCACCAAUUAUCGAACAAUUUCAGGGGAAAGGAACUUGUUACAGAGCAAAAUGAUUCCGCACAAGAGCUAUGUGAUUCCCUUGAAGAGCUUCUUGGCUAUGGAUUGAGACAGUCUACAAAUGGAACAACUUUUAGUGCUGCUAGUUUCAUCCAAAACAUGCAUGAGAUAGUAUCUGGAAAUUCGAGUAUUACCUGCAAUAACAACGAGACAACCUUCUGGGACUUUUGCCAGUCACACUUAACGCCCCAUGAACGUCAAAGAUACUUGGAUCUGAAACAAAUAUGGACAAACGUUGGCCGGGGACGAGCGUUUGUUCGAGCCAGUCUAAAUGAAAAACGCCUUUACAGCCAUGUCCUGACUUGGUUAAGCGACGAAGAGCAGCUGCACAAGUUUUACACUCCUUGGUCGCUGUUGCUUAACGAGGAGGUGGCCAAACAGCUCCCAAAGAUUAUCGAAUCUCUUAAAGAUGUCUUUUUUUCUCUUAAUGUGGACACGACGGAUUUAAACGCGCCCCGAAGAUCAGCGCGAGCUGUUGUACUCAAGGAAGAGCCUGUUAUAUAUGCCCCAAACCCGGUACCUGUGGUAGCGCGACAUAAAAAUCGGCCUGUUGUCGCUAUCGAACGUCACAUUGAGGAACCUAGCUCCACAUUGGAUUUGCUAGGUGACUUAACCCCUAUUGACUCCAUCCAAAUUCCACAAUUGCUUUCCAAAGAUGUUUUAGAUGAGCAGCGUAAUAACCCAUUACAUCGUCGUUUUGAUUCGUCGGAACCCGCUGAACCUAUUGAUCAAAACGCAGAGAUUGAACCUAUUGAAGAGAUCCACGUUGCUGGCGAGACCGAACUGUACGAAGACCACAGUGAUACUUCCUCUCAGUGGAGCAAGUCCUCAUCGCCUAAUUGGCAGCCAAACAACAGACAAGAGCAGACGGAUCUGGAGGAGCAAGUUAACGUUCUUUCUGAGAGAUGCGCCCUUCUGGAAACUCGUGUAGCAGAUCUGAGUUUGCAAAACCGUCUGCUUAUUCGACGACUCACGAAGCAAUUUGAAAUGACUGGUAUUGAUCCCAGUUCCUCGCUGACCUCCAACUUUCUGAUCACCAUUCCUCAAGUGAAGCUAGAAAAAGGCCAACGUUCCCGGUCUCAUUACGCUUAUGAAAUCCACAUUACUAUGCGGGAACGACUAGAUCACUGGACACUCUACCGUCGCUACAGUGAAUUUGAUAAGCUUCACAAAUCGUUGUUGAGAACUCAUCCAGUGGUGAAUUCAGUGGAGUUUCCCCCAAAAAAACAUUUCGGCAACAUGAAUUUGGUGUUUGUAGAGGAACGGCGUCAACAGCUUCAGAUUUAUCUACUUAAUAUAGUGGAGUUGCUGCCGCAGGUAGAAGCUUGCAAAUCCAAGGCGGAGCUGCAGAAGGCUUUUGCAUUUUUUCGAGAAAGGUAGCCAACUACCUAAUUACACUCAAAACCGCUGAAUAUCAUUUCGUUAUUUGUAUUAAAAUAUUGUUAUACCGAUGUAUCG